CAGCCAAUCACAGAGUAGCUUUAUCAUUCGGUACAGAAGGAAUAACACACCAAACAUUUGUCGACUGGAGGAACAUGGAUGCCACUUAGUGGCUAUGCUGACGAAAAGAACUUGAACUCCUGUCCAGUGUUUAAUUAAUAGUGCACGAAGGUCAAUCAUGUGGAAAUUGGGCUCAUUUAAGGUCAAAAGAGAGGGCACGAUGCUUGCCAUGGAAUUUGCAAAGUUACUACAACAGAGAGGGUCAGCCCUGAGGACUGUGUGCAUGGCUCCCAGAGUUUUCAGUCGUGCCUCUCACACACACAAGCAUCCAUCAUCUUUGUCAUCACUGCCGCCAGUUCAUGUUGUGUGUCUGCCUUUAUAUAGAUCUCCAUCAGCUGGAUCACUGCCUCUCAACUCUCUUCACACACUCGCCAGCCUGACUGCCAAACAGACUCCGUAUUCCAAUUUCGGUCACAAGACACGUCCAUCCAGUGGCUACACAAAGUUUUAUUUUGCUCUCUUAGGCGGAGCCUUGCUUUUGUUUUUGGGAUUUGAUGGAAUGACGAUGUUGGCAAAGUGGUUGAAGGUGGAUGCUGCUGCUGUAGAGGGGCAGUCCAGUGAGGCCGUCGAGCAUGAUGACGAAGGCAAGAAGACCAAGAAGAAGAAGAUCGGCUUUAGAGACCGGAAGAUCAUUGGGUAUGAAGACAGAAUCAGAGCCUACUCAACCCCUGACAAGAUUUUCCGGUACUUCGCCACCCUGAAGGUGCAGAUAAACUCUGGGGUGUGGGAGGUGUUCAUGACCCCUGAGGAUUUUGUGCGCUCCAUCACCCCUGGGAUCAAACAGCCGGAAGGCCUUGGACUUGACCAGUUUAGAAAGUUCGACCCGAAGAGCCAGACCACCAGUAGAGAAGGAAAUAAGGAUAACCUGUUUGAGAUGCGGGAGAAGCUAGACGACAUGUGCGAAGUGAGUCGUGACAGCAUCUUCUACAAGCUGGGCCAGACAGGCCUCAUCUCCUUCUCCGACUACAUCUUCCUCCUCACUGUACUGUCGACACCUCCUCGCAACUUUGAGAUUGGGUUCCGAAUGUUUGACCUAAAUGGUGAUGGGGAGGUUGAAUACACAGAGUUCCAGAAGGUACACGACGUGGUACAGAGUCAGACAUCGAUCGGGAUGCGGCACCGCGACCACGCCAACACCGGCAGCGUCAACAAGGGCAUGAGUUCCUCACUCCUCACCUACUUCUUUGGUGUGGACAGCAAGAAGAAGCUGACUGUACAGGGCUUCCUCGACUUCCAGAGACAACUCCAGACGGAGAUCCUCAAGAUAGAGUUCAAUCGCUACAAGCAGGAUGAUGACACGAUAUCCGAGAAAGACUUUGGCAAUGUCCUGAUCACAUAUGCUGGAAUGCCAGAGAAGAAAAAAUUACGCAUGUUGAAGAGAGUGAAGAAGAAGUUCAAGGAAAAUCCAAGGGGUAUCGGGUUUAGUGAGUACACAGCGUUCUGGCUGUUUCUGAAGAGCAUCAACGACGUGGACACGGCCCUCAGCUUCUACCACCUUGCCGGCGUCUCUAUUGACAUGGAGACAUUUCGCCAUGUGGCCCGCACGGUGGCGCAUGUAGAGCUGAGCGAUCACGUCAUCGAUGUUGUCUUCACACUUUUUGAUGAAAACAAUGACGGCCAGCUGAGUAACAAGGAGUUUGUGUCGGUGAUGAAGCAGCGCGUGAUGCGAGGCCUGGAGAAGCCGAAAGACACCGGCCUCAUCAAACUACUUAAUGCCAUGUGGAAGUGUGGCAAAUCACAGACCCAGACGUUCAUCGACUGAAGGGGCUGCUUAUCCAUCUUGUUUCCUUGGCAACCAAUGUCGGCAUUAUCCCCCCAGCACCAGAGGGUGCUCCUCCACACGCCCUUACCUUGGCGUCUGCUACCAAGGUCAGCAUUGGUAUGGAACGUGGUGAAAUGCCAGACAGUGAUAUUUGACUCUCUUGACCUUACUGCACAUCUUUCACUUGUUACUUUUUGAUCUCACCUUUAUUCAAUUGGUAUGAACUUCGGGUUGCCAAUCAGUGUAGUAGAUUUGUCUAGUGUGUUAACCACAACUCCGCCAGUCUACUGACACCUUUGAGAGUUAUGAUUGCUUAGUGCAGCAUCAGCUACUGACGUUUGUAUGGAGAUGUAUCCCCUGAACGUGUGUCUGAGACGGAAUGAAGGAGGAAGUUAGAAGAUGUUUGGUUGAAGGGUUAGCAUCCAGGAUACCCCUCCUAUACACCUGUAGACAGAGGACUUAGAGAGUAAAAUCCUGUUCAGUGUUCCUGUGUGGAGCAUCUGAUCGUAGCAAGAUACAGGGGAAGGUUUAUGGGAUAUUUCUUCUUCCUUCGGUUUCGAAUCCUUAUCAUGUUUCUAGAUGUGAGACACUCCGUAACGAAGUAGAGAAGAGUUUAUAUUGAGAGAGUAUUCCGCUGUUGCUAUUAUCAGGCACCACAGAUUCAAACAAGUAUACUUUUGAUCUAUCUACUGUGAUAUACCUAUCGAUAAUAAAAUUGUUACCCAAAAA
Messenger RNA from Haliotis rufescens (red abalone), 2530 nucleotides. Its product is annotated as calcium uptake protein 1, mitochondrial-like. The transcript has 14 exons. Gene Ontology annotation, molecular function: calcium ion binding. Gene Ontology annotation, cellular component: uniplex complex. Lineage: Eukaryota; Metazoa; Mollusca; Gastropoda; Lepetellida; Haliotidae. Gene Ontology annotation, biological process: calcium import into the mitochondrion; mitochondrial calcium ion homeostasis. The coding region runs from base 158 to 1801 and encodes 547 amino acids. The record is from RefSeq and is a predicted model, not a curated record.